Molecule: messenger RNA, 1998 nt
Organism: Octopus bimaculoides (California two-spot octopus)
Lineage: Eukaryota; Metazoa; Mollusca; Cephalopoda; Octopoda; Octopodidae
Product: monocarboxylate transporter 13-like
Biological process (GO): monocarboxylic acid transport; transmembrane transport
Molecular function (GO): monocarboxylic acid transmembrane transporter activity
Source: RefSeq, a predicted model, not a curated record
AUGGAGAAAGAAACAACACAGACAAUGUGUAUGGACAGAAGACCUAUAGACCGUGGAUGGGCCUGGGUUGUGUUGGCAGCUGUAACAUCAAUAAUGACUCUUGUGGUGGGGAAUAUACGGCACUUCGGUAUCUUUUUCUUGGAAAUUCAGUAUUUAUUCAGUGCGUCUUCAACAGCUGUUUCAUCAAUUCUGAGUGUAGAAUAUACAACAAGUUGUUUAACAGGAUUUGUAGCGAUGAACCUUCUGGCAAAAUUCAUUUCAUUCAGAACACUUGUCCUUUGUGGUUCUAUUUUGUGUUCACUGACUUUUAUCCUUGAUUCUAUUUCAAAAGAUGUAUUUUUACUACCGUUUAUGCAUAUACUUAGUGCUAGCCUCACGCAGUCCCAUUAUGCUUCCAAGAUACCUUUCCAAUCUGUCACAAAUGCUAAAAAGAGAAUGUUUCCAGAGAAAACUUUAGAACCCUGGAGAAAUCUGGUUGCCCGAAACAGAAAAUCCUCAGGUGGUGCUGGACUUGCUUUCUUGUAUGGACCUAGCACAGUUAUCCUGAGUACCUACUUUAACCGCUACCUUGGCACAGCAAAUGCGAUAGCUGCUUGUGGAGUUAGCGUCGGACAAUUCAUCUUCCCGUAUUUAAUCAACUACCUUAUAAUAACCUACGGAGUCCGUGGAGCUCUUCUUCUGGAUGCUGGUAUUUGUCUACAAUGUCUUGUUUUUGGCGCCCUUCUACGUCCCAUCAGUUGCUACGACACAACAACACGUUCGAAAGUCAUCAAUUCUACCGAUGUAGAGCUAAAUGAUAGAAAUACGACUGCUAAAGGAGGAAAACAAACUGAAUCGAUGAAACUACAAUCAGACGAUGAAGGAGAAAUCUCUCCGUUUUUGACGGACUCAAAAGACAGAAAUAGCUGUGGAAAUGUUAACUUGCAAUCGGUGGAACUAAGUGAGUCGUUUGUUUUAAAAGGAAAAGAUUGUGCUUAUUCAAGUGAAAAAUCUUCCUGUGAGAUAAAGGAAAGCAUCACAGAAAAUGACGCCAAAACGCAUUCAGAACGUUUAUUUGAUGGACUUAGAAGAAACUUGCAAAAAUGUUUGGCUGCUGCAGAUUUAACUCUGUUCCAGGAAAAAGUAUUCCUCUGUGGAUAUAUUGGAAUAAUUCUUGGGAACACCGUUUCCGCCAUACCAUUAACGUAUUUUCCAGCUCACGCUAUAGACUUAGGCUUAUCCACUGAGGACGGUGCUACUUUUCUGACAGUUGCUGGGGUAACCAAUUUUGCGGGUCGUCUGUUAAUGGUUUUCUUGGCUGACCGAAGGUCUUUGAAUCGUGGUCGAAUGCUUGGCGUUACCCUCAUCAUUCAUGGAAUAGCUGCUUGUUUUAUAUCAUACUACACCAAAUUCCUGCUAUUCGUUAUAUAUUGCGCCUGCAAUGGGCUCGCUACUGGCUUAUAUUUUUCAAUUUCAAUCACAGUUAUGGUGGAUCUUAUUGGAUCUCAAAGAAUGUCGGGCGCAAUGGGCUUCAUUAUAUUUGGAAAUGGAAUAUUAGGAACAGUAGCAUAUUCUUUUUGUGGUUACUUUCGUGACGUCACUGGUUCUUACAACCUCGGUUUCCUUUUGAACGGAGUCGGCCUUCUCUUAAGCGGUACCUUGGUUCUCUUGGCGGCUUUCUUAUCGUACAACAAACAAUCGAGGGAAGAGCUGUAACUGCUAUCAUUACCGUGGUCAGCAUUACUGUGCGCUUACCGACAUAUUCCACAACACCGAGAACAACAGAUUAGCAGAAUUAGAAAACUACACAGCAAAAGUGUUUGCUGCUGGUGUUUCACUUCCUUCACUCUCGUCAUGAAUUCAAAUCCUGUUGUGGCUGACUUUAUUUUAUGUCCCUUCGUUCUUGAUGAAAAUAACAACAAAUUAAACCCCGAGAGGACAAGUUCAGCAAAAUUGAAAUAAUUUAUGGUAUUGUGCUGGCAAUCACAUAAUUUAUGGUAUUGUGCUAACAAAAACUAC